Pan troglodytes (chimpanzee) is the source of this 2892-nucleotide messenger RNA. It is a transcript of the gene LPO, whose product is annotated as lactoperoxidase. Gene Ontology annotation, biological process: defense response to bacterium; response to oxidative stress. The record is from RefSeq and is a predicted model, not a curated record. Gene Ontology annotation, molecular function: heme binding; thiocyanate peroxidase activity. Bases 188 to 2368 code for a protein of 726 amino acids. NCBI's taxonomy places the organism in Eukaryota, Metazoa, Chordata, Mammalia, Primates, Hominidae. The transcript has 13 exons.
AGAUGGCACAUCACCACCGUAACACCCACUGGCAGUUGGCUGAGGCCUAAAAGUGGCCAAGUCUAUGAGGUCCUUCCCGAGCUCGGCAGCAGGCUGAUAAUGAAGAAAGUUGCUUGAUGUGAUUCUUUGCAGGUGGACUCUGUCAAGAAAAGCCCAAAAUAUUCGUUACCAGACACGCAACCGGGAGAUGAACACAAAGCAAGGAUGGGGGAAACAAAACAGAGGAGUGAUGAGGGUCCUUCUCCAUCUCCCAGCCCUCCUGGCUUCCCUCAUCUUGCUUCAGGCUGCAGCAUCUACCACAAGAGCGCAGACUACCAGAACCUCUGCCAUCUCCGAUACUGUGAGUCAGGCCAAGGUCCAAGUCAACAAGGCCUUCCUGGACUCCCGAACCAGGCUGAAGACCGCCAUGAGCUCUGAGACUCCCACCAGCCGACAGCUCUCAGAAUACCUCAAGCAUGCCAAAGGCCGGACGCGCACAGCCAUCCGCAAUGGACAGGUGUGGGAGGAGUCUUUAAAGAGACUGAGGCAGAAGGCAUCCUUGACCAAUGUCACAGAUCCCAGCCUGGACUUGACUUCACUGUCUCUAGAGGUGGGCUGUGGUGCUCCUGCUCCCGUGGUGAGAUGUGACCCGUGCAGCCCUUACCGCACCAUUACGGGAGACUGCAAUAACAGGAGGAAGCCUGCGCUGGGCGCCGCCAACAGGGCUCUGGCGCGCUGGCUGCCCGCGGAGUACGAGGACGGGCUCUCCCUGCCCUUCGGCUGGACGCCGGGGAAGACGCGCAACGGCUUCCCUCUCCCUCUGGCCCGGGAGGUAUCUAACAAGAUUGUUGGCUAUCUGAAUGAGGAGGGUGUUCUGGACCAAAACAGGUCCCUGCUCUUCAUGCAGUGGGGUCAGAUUGUGGAUCACGACCUGGACUUUGCCCCUGACACCGAGCUGGGGAGUAGCGAGUACUCCAAAGCCCAGUGUGAUGAGUACUGUAUCCAGGGAGACAACUGCUUCCCCAUCAUGUUCCCACCCAAUGACCCCAAGGCGGGGACUCAAGGGAAAUGCAUGCCUUUCUUCCGAGCUGGGUUCGUCUGCCCCACUCCACCCUACAAGUCCCUGGCCCGAGAGCAGAUCAACGCUCUGACCUCCUUCCUGGAUGCCAGCUUUGUGUACAGCUCCGAGCCAAGCCUGGCCAGCCGCCUCCGCAACCUCAGCAGCCCCCUGGGCCUCAUGGCUGUCAACCAGGAGGUCUCAGACCAUGGACUACCCUACCUGCCCUAUGACAGCAAGAAGCCAAGCCCCUGUGAGUUCAUCAACACCACUGCCCGUGUGCCCUGCUUCCUGGCAGGAGAUUCUCGAGCCUCAGAGCAUAUUCUGCUGGCCACAUCCCACACCCUCUUUCUCCGCGAGCAUAACCGGCUGGCCAGAGAACUAAAGAGACUCAACCCUCAGUGGGAUGGAGAGAAGCUCUACCAGGAAGCCCGGAAAAUCCUGGGAGCCUUCGUGCAGAUUAUCACCUUUAGGGACUACCUACCCAUUUUGCUAGGUGACCACAUGCAGAAGUGGAUACCCCCAUAUCAAGGCUACAGUGAAUCUGUGGAUCCCAGAAUUUCCAAUGUCUUCACCUUCGCCUUCCGCUUUGGCCACUUGGAGGUCCCCUCUAGUAUGUUCCGCCUGGAUGAGAAUUAUCAGCCAUGGGGGCCAGAACCAGAACUCCCCCUCCACACCCUCUUCUUCAACACUUGGAGGAUGGUCAAAGAUGGUGGAAUUGAUCCUCUGGUGCGGGGCCUGCUGGCCAAGAAAUCCAAGCUGAUGAAACAGAAUAAAAUGAUGACUGGAGAGCUGCGCAACAAGCUUUUCCAGCCAACUCACAGGAUCCAUGGCUUUGACCUGGCUGCCAUCAACACACAGCGUUGCCGGGACCAUGGGCAACCUGGGUACAAUUCCUGGAGAGCCUUCUGUGACCUCUCACAGCCGCAGACACUAGAGGAGUUGAACACAGUGCUGAAGAGCAAGAUGCUGGCCAAGAAGUUACUGGGUCUCUACGGGACCCCUGACAACAUCGACAUCUGGAUAGGGGCCAUUGCUGAGCCGCUGGUGGAAAGGGGUCGGGUGGGGCCUCUCCUGGCCUGCCUCUUGGGCAAGCAGUUCCAGCAGAUCCGUGAUGGAGACAGGUUCUGGUGGGAAAACCCUGGGGUCUUCACGAACGAGCAGAAGGACUCUCUACGGAAAAUGUCCUUCUCACGCCUUGUCUGUGACAACACCCGCAUCACCAAGGUCCCACGGGACCCAUUCUGGGCCAACAGCUACCCCUAUGACUUCGUGGAUUGCUCAGCCAUCGACAAGCUGGACCUGUCACCCUGGGCCUCAGUGAAGAAUUAGGGGCCCGCGCUGCACAGGAAAGUUCCCUUUGGUCCACAGGGCCAUUUCAAGCAAGUUCAAUGACCUGGUCCCUUAGAGCUCCAUACCCCAGUCCCAGCCCUUCUUUGCAGCUGGGCCUCUCUACACCCCUGGGUGAACAGCUUGCUCAGGCCCCAGGGUGGCUGCCUCGGCCCUCCCAGCUCUUACACUCGGCUCCUGUGGCUUCUCCUUUCUGUCAAGACUUAGCCCCGCUGAGAUGCCCUUCUGCUCCAGCUUGCUGGAUGUUACCUGUCCUCUUCCCUCCACAAGUCUUGGCCCUUAACCUUUAUCUUUCUUCCUGUCCUCUCACCUAGAUUGUAAGCUCCCUGGGCCAGGACUUCAGCCUGCCUCCGAGGGUCCCCUGUGGCACCUAGCAUGGUGCACAGCACAUUAGAAGUGCUCAAAAACAUCUGAUGACUGACUAAAGAUGCUAGGCGUGACACUGUUCCCUCCAAAAGCAGACCUUGGAAUCACUGCCAAAUAAGUAACUAGACAUUUACAGGCCA